AUGGCUGGUUGGCCUGUUCUUGGCUCAAGUCGAGACACGUCAAGUUCACAACCACGAAAUCGCCGUCGUUAUCAUUCAUGGCGAGUAAAGGUACCAAAAAUAGAACCUCGCGAAUCGACUGAAUUGGAAGAUGGGAAAAUAGAUGAAAAUAAAACGGCCGCCAAGAAAAAAAUUACAGAGCGAGAGCAAAUGCUGAAAAGCGCUCUCUCUAGGCCCCUCACGGUUUUCAAAUUCAUACCGCCAAAUCAAAAUCACGGCUCGUCCUUGCAUGAGUCGGAUCUGCAAUCGGAGCUCCAUUGCCGGAUCGAGCGCUUGUCGGCCUCAUCAGCUCCUCCGCCGGCAAUGUCGCCGCCCAAAGCCUCCCCCUCCGCCUCCGGAUCCGAGCUGCCGUCUACUGGACAGAUUGCUGGAGUGCAAGAAACAAGUUCAUCUGCGGAGGAAGUAUUAGCUGUAAUUGAUUCAUUAAAGAAACAAGUUGCUUCUAACCGAUCUGACCGCAUAAAGAAACGGCUGCAAGAAAAUACUGAAAAAGUGGUUGAUGUUAUGAAGAAUCUUUAUAAGUUAUCUAUGGAACGAAGAAAUACUAAGUUGAAUUGUGGUUAUGGGGGUGUAGAUUUAUUGGCAAAGAGGCAAAAAGAUGCUAUAGAUAUGCAUAAUGGUAUUGGCACCAGUAAUGGAGAUAACGAAAGCAGUAGUUCCCAAGAUGAUGGAUAUGCCCCUUCAGCAAUUCUCUUGGGAUCAAGCAUUGCAGUCAAGAAUGCCGUGCGUCCAAUUAAGCUGCCUGAAGUGAAGAAAUUACCACCGUACACAACAUGGAUCUUCUUGGAUAGAAAUCAAAGAAUGACAGAGGAUCAGUCAGUGGUUGGUAGGAGGAGAAUCUAUUAUGACCAGAAUGGCGGCGAAGCUCUUAUAUGUAGUGAUAGUGAAGAAGAAGCAGUUGAGGAUGAAGAAGAAAAGAAAGAGUUUUUAGAGUCUGAAGAUUAUAUUCUGCGGUCGAUUAGCUCUCCAAAGAUAAUUGUCCAAACAACCAUCAAAGAAGUUGGCUUUUCUGAUUUGACGUUGGAUAUGUUGGCCCAGUGUCUGUCAAGAAAACCUUGUGAAAUCAAGGGAAGAUAUGAUGAUCUUAUGAAGAGUAACAAUGCUUUAUAUCGUGUGAACAAUGCGAAUGCUGAAAGUUUUGUGAAUCCAUAUAUUGACAAGGAUCUUGAUGCUGCUCUGGACUCAUUCGAUAACCUGUUUUGUCGCCGUUGUUUAUGGUCUGUCCAGGCGGAAAAACAAUCAGCAUGGUCAUGUCAGAAUGUGGAGAAGGAACCAUGUGGCCCAAAUUGCCAUCAUCUGGUGCAUGGGUCAGAUGACAAGAGCUCUAGAUCAGCAAAUUUUGAAGAAAAAUCUUUGCUUGCAUCAAAUGGAAACACUGUGCAAGUGCUAAAGAAAAAGAAGGGAGUUUCACUGGUCAGGAAGAAAUCUAAGUCUUGUCAAAGUGGAAGUGUUUCUUCCUCGGAUACAAAACCUGUUAAUGAUGUUACUUCACCUGUAAAUGGUGCUGGGAAGUCUGGUGGGGACAAAAGGAGUAGUAAGAGAAUAGCUGAAAAUGUCGUAGUUGCCAAAAAGAAAAGGCAGAAGAAGAUGGCAACAUCUGAUUCUGAUUCUGUUGCUGCUGAUGGACUCAAUAUGAAAAACUUAAAUUGUCAAGAUAAUGAAGAUGGUAUCUCUUCUCUUAAAAUGAAAUCUACAAGUUCUCUGAAGUCUAGACGGAAAGUGUCCGAACCUUUGCAGGGAGAUGCCAUCAGUGGUGCAUCUGAUGAAAGUGAUAGUGGCCAACCAAUGUCAAGCAGCGGCAACAGCUUAAAGAAAGAGGAAUUUAUCGAUGAGAACAUGUGCAAACAAGAAAUAAUUGACAAUAGAUAUUGGAAACCGUUUGAGAAAGCUCUCUAUGAAAAGGGUAUUCAGAUUUUUGGCCGCAACAGCUGCUUGAUAGCUAGGAACCUCAUGAGUGGCUUGAAGACCUGUUCAGAGAUCUUCAAAUACAUGCAUCGUUCUGACAAAAAGAUGUCUCAAGAUGGUGAUGGGAUGAUCCUUCCAGAUGGCUGUCUAAAGGCUGAUGUCAAUGAAAUUGUGGCAAGUCUUUUAUAUUUCUUCUUUGCUGUGAUAAAUGGCUUCGCCAAAGGCAAUGGUGCACGUAGAAGAUCGAGAUUUUUACGGCGAAAAGGAAGAGUCCGUCGCCUAAAGUACACAUGGAAAUCUGCAGGUUCUCAGUCCUUCAGGAAGAGGAUUUCUGAAAGGAAGGAUCAGCCAUGUCGGCAGUACAGUCCUUGUGGAUGCCAAUCGGCAUGUGGGAAAACAUGCCCUUGUCUUAUUAAUGGUACCUGCUGCGAAAAAUACUGCGGAUGCCCAAAGAGCUGCAAGAAUCGCUUCAGAGGCUGUCAUUGUGCUAAGAGUCAGUGUCGAAGCCGUCAGUGCCCAUGCUUUGCUGCUGAUAGGGAGUGCGACCCAGAUGUCUGCCGAAAUUGCUGGAUAGGCUGUGGUGAUGGAACCCUGGGGGUACCCUUCCAAAGAGGUGAUAAUUACGAAUGCAGGAAUAUGAAGCUUCUUCUAAAGCAGCAACAGAGGGUUCUAUUAGGAAGAUCUGAUGUAUCUGGCUGGGGAGCUUUCUUAAAGUUUGUGCUUGAUGCAUACCGUAAGGGCGACAAAUUAAAGUUUGCCAAUCAUUCCCCUGUUCCGAAUUGCUAUGCUAAGGUCAUAAUGGUGGCUGGGGAUCACAGGGUUGGUAUAUUUGCCAAAGAACGAAUUUCUGCUGGGGAAGAAUUAUUUUACGAUUAUCGAUAUGAAGCUGACAGGGCUCCAGCCUGGGCCAAGAAGCCCGAGGCAUCUGGUGCCAAGAAAGAAGACGGUGCUGCUCCUUCAGGUGGCCGUGCCAAGAAGCACACUUAAUUAAUUGGGACUUUUGUCUCAAGAUAUCAACAUUCAUUUUUUUGUCUUCCUUAAUUUCAUGGUAGAAAAACAUUCUGCAUGCCUGCCUGAACGAACUUCUUUUAAUCAAUUUAGCUGCUGGAGAUGAAAAAAAGAGGGCAAGGAAAAAAAUAAAUUAAUAUAGGCCGUUCAAUCUCCAUGGAAACUUAAAAACUGAUUCUUUUUAGUUUUUGGCUACCAGUUACUACUAAGUAUACUCACCAAAGGGGGAAAAAAAAACAGAUGUAGUCCAAUCUUUUACAGCCUCUUUCUCUUCCAAUUGAGAUUUUUAUGUAAAAUUUCUCUACUUUUGACCAUUCAUUCUUUCAGCAAAAAAAAAAUCUGAGGGCGUUGAUUUUUACUUGAUU
Messenger RNA from Striga asiatica, 3317 nucleotides. Lineage: Eukaryota; Viridiplantae; Streptophyta; Magnoliopsida; Lamiales; Orobanchaceae. The record is from the annotation of a GenBank genome assembly.